This is a messenger RNA of Mollisia scopiformis, 1963 nucleotides long. Its product is annotated as TIP49-domain-containing protein. The record is from RefSeq and is a predicted model, not a curated record. Bases 131 to 1507 code for a protein of 458 amino acids. Gene Ontology annotation, cellular component: R2TP complex; Swr1 complex; NuA4 histone acetyltransferase complex. Gene Ontology annotation, biological process: box C/D snoRNP assembly; chromatin remodeling; regulation of transcription by RNA polymerase II. Gene Ontology annotation, molecular function: ATP hydrolysis activity; DNA helicase activity; ATP binding. The transcript has 3 exons. NCBI's taxonomy places the organism in Eukaryota, Fungi, Ascomycota, Leotiomycetes, Helotiales, Mollisiaceae.
CUCCAAACUCCAAACCAUGAUUCUUGAUGUUUUAGCACGUCAUUGAAUUAGAGACAGGCAACGAACUUCUUUAUCGCAUUUUCCACUCUGCGACUCUACCCAAUACUCCCUAAUAUCAUAGCCCUUCAUCAUGGUUCAGAUCAGUGAGGUUAAGGGCAAUACCCGCGACAGCAGAACAGCAGCGCACACCCAUAUCAAAGGUCUUGGUCUGCGCCAAGAUGGCACAGCAGAGCGACAAGCUGGUGGCUUUGUGGGCCAAGUUGCUGCUCGAGAGGCUUGCGGUGUCGUUGUCGACUUGAUUCGAGCCCAGAAGAUGGCUGGCAGAGCCAUAUUGUUAGCAGGUGGACCAGGGACUGGAAAGACAGCUCUUGCACUGGCAGUCAGUCAAGAAUUAGGCACAAAGGUUCCCUUCUGCCCCAUCACUGGCAGCGAAAUAUACUCGGCCGAGGUCAAGAAGACGGAGGCGCUUAUGGAGAACUUUCGAAGAGCUAUCGGUCUCAAAGUUCGAGAGACAAAGGAGGUUUACGAAGGCGAGGUCACAGAACUUACACCAGAGGAGGCAGAGAAUCCUUUGGGCAGCUACGGCAAGACUAUCAGUACAUUGCUCAUCGGGCUGAAGAGUGCGAAAGGACAAAAGAAGCUCCGAUUAGAUCCCAGCAUCUAUGAAGCUAUCCAAAAGGAGAGAGUCACUGUCGGAGAUGUCAUCUAUAUUGAAGCAAAUACCGGUGCAUGCAAGCGUGUUGGUAGAUCCGAUGCAUAUGCAACAGAAUUCGAUUUAGAGGCCGAGGAAUACGUACCAAUACCCAAGGGGGAAGUACACAAGAAGAAGGAAAUCGUUCAAGACGUCACAUUACAUGAUCUGGACAUUGCAAACGCAAGACCGCAGGGAGGGCAGGAUAUCAUGAGCAUGAUGGGUCAACUGAUGAAGCCAAAAAUGACCGAGAUUACCGAGAAGCUACGGGGAGAAAUCAACAAGGUCGUCAGCAAGUAUAUUGAUCAAGGUGUGGCAGAACUGGUUCCUGGUGUUCUGUUUAUCGACGAAUGCCAUAUGCUUGAUAUUGAGUGCUUCACGUACCUAAACAAAGCACUCGAAUCUAGCAUCUCACCGAUUGUCAUUCUUGCUUCAAACAGAGGCAUGUGCACAAUCCGCGGUACCGAAGAUCUGGUUUCUGCGCACGGAAUCCCCCCUGAUCUUCUUGCACGUCUCCUGAUCGUCCCUACGCAUGCUUAUGAGCCGGAAGAGAUCAAGCGAAUCGUUCGGAUCCGCGUGACCGUAGAAGGUCUUGCGAUCACGGAAGCUGCGUUGGACAAGAUUGCAGAACACGGUUCGCGAAUUAGCUUGAGGUAUGCUCUGCAGCUCCUUAUGCCUUCCAGCAUUCUUGCGCGAGUAAGCGGUCGCAACCAGAUUGAUGUCAUGGAUGUGGGUGAGUGCGAGGAUCUGUUCAUCGACGCUCGGCGCAGUGCAGCAAUCGUGAACGGUGAGACAGGCAAUGGAUUCAUCUCCUAGGCGAACGCAUUACGGGCAUCAGCUUUCUAUGGAACGGAUCCUGGUUCUUGGGAACUUGGUUCGGUUAUGGCGUUGAGGAAUGUCUCGGAGCGUUUGUCUUUGGGAGGUAAGAGUGACAGGGGCAGAUCCGAAAGCAGCGAUGCAACAGGCGAGCUCAAUCUCUAGAAAUGUACGAGUAUCAAAAGUUGGAGUUCAAUAAUCAAUCAGCAUACUGAUUUGUUUGCUUUGCCCAAGAAUAUGCUUUCAUUAUGGGGUUUCUUUGGCUACUAAGCAAGGCGGAGGUCUUAUUAUCACUGCGAACGGACAACUUGGACAAAGAAAGUCGUCUGCGAAUCUGCGCUCAAGACGGCUCUCCCGAGACAACAAAGGCACUACGCCUGCAAAAAUAGCCCAACAGGAUCCUGGGUAUAGGGGAGUUGACAGGCAAGAUCAUUGUUUUCCUACUCAUCAAUGGAC